Molecule: messenger RNA, 1148 nt
Organism: Corvus hawaiiensis (hawaiian crow)
Lineage: Eukaryota; Metazoa; Chordata; Aves; Passeriformes; Corvidae
Product: golgin subfamily A member 6-like protein 2
Exons: 6
Coding region: 180-1148 (322 amino acids)
Source: RefSeq, a predicted model, not a curated record
UUGCAUGCUUCCCUUUUAGGCUGGUUCUGUCUCUGGAGGAAAAGAACCUGUGCCUCAGAACACUGGAAGAAAAGAACCAGGCACUGAACAAUCAGGUGUCUCAGUUUCGUUCUGCUCUUCACGAGGCCGAGCAGCUCUGUUCAAACCGCACAGGACAACUGCUGGCGCUCAACAUCCAGAUGUGGACCCUGCAGGAUGCCAUGCUGGAGAUGGAGGCUACCCAGGCAACUCGAGAGAAGCAGCUGCUGCAGGAGCUGGAGGAGUCCCGAGCAGGAGAACGGAGCUUGAGGGACUCUGUGCAGGUGCUGGAGGCUGAGGUGUCUGAGCUGCGUAGGAAGCUCCAGAGCUCUGAUGACAAAGCACUUUCAUUGGCCAUAAAGUUUAACACCUCAGAGCUGGAGCUGAGGAAGACACAGGCUCAGUGGGACAAUCUCAGAGCCUGCAACCAGGAGCUGCAGCAGGAGUUGGAGGAAAGUGAGCAAGCGAUGUGGAGGGCAGAACACCAGAAGACCUGUCAAGAAACUGCCCUGGAGAAAGAGGCCAUUGCCCUGAAGGAAGAGGCUGUGACUCUUCAUCAGGAGGUGGCAUCUCUGCAGAGGAAACUGGAGAGCCUGGAGAAGGAAAGGAAGGAUGUGCUGCGUGAACGGGAAUUGUACGAGGAGCAGAUGAGAGAUCUGAAAAAGAAGAAUGAAAUGAAAACACCUGAAAUUCCAAGAAAGGAAACAAUGCAACAAUUGGACACUGAAAAUGAAGGAAAACAGGAAGAGUUGGAGCAUAUGGCUGCUGCUUUGAAAGAAGGCAGUGGGAACACUCAAAUCCUGUGUGCUCCACUGGCCAAGGGUAAAAUUGCCAAAGAGGCUCUGAAGAAACGCUUGGCCUUCCUGAAGGGAAAGAGUCAUCCCCAGCAGGCUGUUGGAGCAGAAGGGAAGCGGCUGUCAGAGCGCUCCAGGAAGGGUGUGGAAUGUGUGCGGGACCAGGUUGCAGCAGCAGCAAAAGACAAGCCAGAGAAGCGUGAGCUCAGGAGAACUUUUGAGGUGUCCUUGCUGCAGUCACAGCUGGCCCGAGACCGGCAGGACAACCUGGAGAGCUGUGCAGGGAGCAGGCAGGAGAUGCUCCCGUUGAGUCACAAGGACCUCCUUACUUCCUAG